GGGACACGCUGGCGCAGUCUGGGGGUAUUGUUUAAAGAGUAGGGAUGAUUUUAGUGUUGCCGGUCAUACCGUGUUAAAUUGUGUCGAAGGCGGAAAGAAAAAAAUUAGAUCUGAAGUUGGCAGUGCGGUUGCAGUGCUUUUGAAUAUAGCCUAAAUCUAAAAGUUACGUUUUUAAGCGCUGCUUAAAAAGGACAUUUAACUAUUAUAGCAAGCUGCCGGUUAACGCCGGGCUGAAUUCUGCUAGCAAACAAAAAGGGAGAGAGGAAAAAGUUGACCCGGUCACAAAGACGCACCGGGGAGGGAAUCAGUCUGACGUUUUAGGGCUUUUGGUGUAAAGUAAAUUCGGUCUUGUGGCUGUAAAUGCGUUAAUCCAAGAUCUUGACUGUCAGUUAUAAGUUCUUUGUGACUGAAGCUCUCCGGUUCAGGCAGAUUUUUCUUUCGUUGUUUUUUUUUUUUAAGCAAAUCUUACUCACGACAUAGUCUUAGGCGAUGCGCUCUGGAUGAAAGGACGGAAACCUCUUUUGCACCGAGCCAGCUCCUUUUCUUAAUUUUUAUAUGAUUAGACUCUCGAUGGCGAACAUGGAUGUGGCCUCAUCCUGUAAGGGAGGGUGUUGGGUGUUUUAGGGUUUGCCAGGGGGAUUUUGGAGAAAAUUCCUGUCUAGAGGGAAGUCGGUCUGUAACGUGAUCGCAAGCAAGCUUGGUGUCUAUUUAAAAACGAAAGUGUAGCUACAGAUUUAGCCAGCAGAGAGAGCGAUCCUUUCCCCGAGUUAAUUUGGGUCUUUCUUUUGACAAAUAACCCAUCAAAACUUGCCAAAGUGGACAGGGCUGCGUUUUUCACCCCCUGCUCCACGUCUCACACACCAAUGCUGCUCAGUGAUCUAAUAUAUAGCACUAUAUAGUUAAAUACAUACAUUCCCCACUCUCUUAAAAUGUCGAACAUCCAAAACGACGCAGUAUUCUUGAUAAAAGAUGUAAAACCCGGACUGAAAAAUUUAAAUAUCAUCUUUAUUGUUUUGGAAAUAGGUCGGGUGACCAAGACUAAGGAUGGCCAUGAGGUGCGGUCGUGCAAGGUAGCUGACAAAACUGGCAGCAUCACUAUCUCUGUUUGGGAUGAGCUGGGCAGCCUCAUCCAGCCCGGUGACAUCAUCCGCCUAACACGGGGGUAUGCCUCUAUCUGGAAGGGCUGUUUGACACUUUACACUGGAAGAGGAGGGGACCUACAGAAGAUUGGAGAGUUCUGCAUGGUCUACUCAGAAGUCCCAAACUUCAGUGAGCCAAACCCAGAACUGCUUGCCCAGGCCAACUUGCAGAACAAGACCGGGAAAGCAGAACAACGGGGUGACUGUCCAAACAAUCAGAAUUCAGGUAUCGCUGCACAGACAGGUAAUGGUUCUUUGCAGACCUACUCCACUAACAGUUCCUCUCCUGCUCCCCGGGACCCUGCCUUGGGGGGGCUGGGACGGGCCAAUGGCCGUCUUCCAGGGAAUGGUGCCCCCCAAGUGCCUGUAGGGGGAACCCCUAUGGGGUCCAAACCCUCCGUCUCAAUCAGCAACGGUCGGGAUCCUCGACGUGCUUCCAAGAGAUGACACACAAAAACCAGUCCCCUGACCACACCUUCCCUGGGAACGCACAGUUUUUUUGUUUUUUUUUUUUUCCUUUCACCCUCCCACUUUUGCCCUUACACCUAGUGCCAGUGUUUAACUACCAUCCCCUAACCCCAGGCCUGAACCCGUCGUGUAUUAAAACCAUACGCUCUACUUGAACACUUGAUGCACUUUCUUCGUAAUUUAUAAGAAGCGUCAGUCAUUGCUGUAACUUCAGGAAUGCCGGUCUGCUUUAUUCGAAUGCCAGUCUGUGCGUUGUGUUGGGUUCCGCCUUCCAGCCCUGCUGCUUACGAUUACCUUCGGUUCCUUUCUUGACCAAAAUGUACCAUAAGUGACCGUGUGAAAGGUGGUAGUUUGAUAUCUACAGGUAGGCUAAUUUAAUUUGUUUGACAUGACAAUAAAAUGAAUAAAACCCCUUA
This is a messenger RNA of Paramormyrops kingsleyae, 2023 nucleotides long. It is a transcript of the gene nabp1a, whose product is annotated as nucleic acid binding protein 1a. Gene Ontology annotation, biological process: double-strand break repair via homologous recombination; response to ionizing radiation; mitotic G2/M transition checkpoint. Gene Ontology annotation, cellular component: SOSS complex. Gene Ontology annotation, molecular function: DNA binding. Lineage: Eukaryota; Metazoa; Chordata; Actinopteri; Osteoglossiformes; Mormyridae. The record is from RefSeq and is a predicted model, not a curated record.